CGUAACAAGCUGAAUGAUGAACUAACAGGGCUGUUUGGAGAGUAUAUUGACGAUGACCUAGAUUUUGAACAGUCCACGGCAAGACCUCCACCUCCAUAUCCACUUGAACGAAACAUCCCUCAGCCUGAAGAAAUCAGUCCGGUGGUUCCUCACACAAGGGAAGAAAUUGCUCCGAUUGUCAGUCGGGCUGUCGAGGUCUACUGGGAGAAGAGGCGCUUCGGGGAGUCUCUGGAAGGUGUGGAAGUGCCUGCGGACUUCCUGCUGGAGGCAGAAGAUGAAACCAGUUCAGACAGGCUGACUGUACAGAGCAGACGGAGCUGGAAGAUGAUGCUGUUUGAUUUGACAGGGGAGAUCAUUCGGGACAUCUACAACAGUGAUGACAAGUCUGAUGUCCCAGUGUGGCAGAAAUCAAAACACAGAUCCCAGAAAUACUUCCACAAAACCAGCCCCCCGACAACCAUUCAGGGAUUACAACCGCUUGUCCAAUCAGCAGUCUUCCAGCUACUCGGCCUGAAUGGCUCCCGUAGAUACAACACAGUCAACAAGUGGAACAUCCGUAAGAAGAAGGAUCUUGUCGAUGCAAUACUCACCCAAGAGCUGGGAGAAGAGGAGCUGGGAUGGGUUGAUUAUGACGAUGAUGAACUGAACCUGAAGAUGUCAUUGGCUGAAUCCAUUUUCGAUUCUCUGGUUCUGGACACU
Candidula unifasciata is the source of this 699-nucleotide messenger RNA. NCBI's taxonomy places the organism in Eukaryota, Metazoa, Mollusca, Gastropoda, Stylommatophora, Geomitridae. The record is from the annotation of a GenBank genome assembly.